AUGGCUGAUAUAGGAGGAGGUAGUCAGCUACCCUCUUAUAUGGAAUCUAUAAAUGAGGAGGGAAAUAAAAAUCACGUGUUUCCGUUCUGUUUCGGAACGCAGAUCAUUUUUCCUGACCCGAAAAUGGAGCAGGAUUAUAAAUACCUCGGUUGGAAGGAUUUUGGUGUUGACUAUUUGGAGAAUAAUUGUGACAAAGUCAGAAAAGUACGCUUCGCUUCAUGGUUCAGCUAUACAAUUAACGCAAAUAGCGGGCGAUAUGGUUCUAUGAGCGACACGUUUCAAAUUUAUAAGCUGGCUUGCGAGAAAGCUUUACGUCGCUCUGCCAAAUCUAGUAGCAUUCUACGAGAUGCUUAUGAAGGAUUUUCUAAGGUUCCCGACAUUUGGGCCCUGAUGGUCGUUCGUGGUGUAAACAAGCAGAGAACGCAAUAUAUAUCAACAGUAGAGGCUAUGGAAUCAAUGGUUUCUCUUAAAUUCGUAAGCCCAACAGAGGAGAAUCCUGUCUUUUCAAACAAGAAAAAAAUUGGGAAACGAUUGAAUGAUUUAUUCCAAGAUGAGACGUCCCGUUCAUUGCUAUUAUAUGAGUUGAGGAACCUCUUUGAAUCCUUUGAUGCCAGCAAUAUUGAAUGGAACGAUCCACUCAGCUUUGGUUGCAUUGUUGAUCGAAAUUCAGACAUAAUUUUUGGAAAGUUGCCAGAAGACUUGAAUAAAAGAGAAAUGAUAGUUUCACUCCCACCUAUACCAGCGGAUUUCCAAGGAAAUGAUGAGGAAUUUGAAGCUAUAUGCUGCUACUUUAACGAUGAAAACAAGGCUGAAUACACUGAGGGGACAUAUAUCGUCCGCAUAGUAUCCAACUUUCUUGAUCCACUGUUUUGUUAUGAAAAUACCAAACUUAAAAUUAUCUGGGCUGAAGAAGUCUCGGAGGCAUCUCAACGUCGGAUGGUUGAUUCUGGAGAAAUCAGAGUUGGACACAAACCCGAUUUUCGUGUGAAGUCUCCACUGAUUGCUGGUAAAGUGGAAAUCUGUCUUAUGGAGGCAUCACGUGUUCUCCCGACCAAUAAAAAGAUUCGUGAUGAUUGGGAUAAGUUGAUCAAGCUUAUGAAAGAUGCUCAUAUGCGAUUACUGAAGACCCUGAAAAUUCGUCUCAACCAAACCCUUGACCCCACUGUAAACCUUAGUGGAACCCAUUUCGAUUGUUAG
Molecule: messenger RNA, 1197 nt
Organism: Dentiscutata erythropus
Lineage: Eukaryota; Fungi; Glomeromycota; Glomeromycetes; Diversisporales; Gigasporaceae
Source: the annotation of a GenBank genome assembly